Messenger RNA from Ostrea edulis (European flat oyster), 1724 nucleotides. Its product is annotated as diencephalon/mesencephalon homeobox protein 1-A-like. Bases 282 to 1532 code for a protein of 416 amino acids. NCBI's taxonomy places the organism in Eukaryota, Metazoa, Mollusca, Bivalvia, Ostreida, Ostreidae. The record is from RefSeq and is a predicted model, not a curated record. Gene Ontology annotation, molecular function: RNA polymerase II transcription regulatory region sequence-specific DNA binding; DNA-binding transcription factor activity, RNA polymerase II-specific. Gene Ontology annotation, biological process: regulation of transcription by RNA polymerase II. The transcript has 7 exons.
GUCUUCUGCUAGGCCUUCCAACGUGGGUUUGGCUUCGCAGUCUAAUUUUCUUGAUUAAUUGAGGAUUACAUUCAGAAAACUGAAUUAUUGGAAGUGGUUUUCAGUCUAAACGAGACAAAAUUUUCCAAUAUCACAUAUUAUGAUACAGAGCGAGAUUGGCUUUUUCUUGCACUACAGAACCGACUUGUGAAGGAUAAGGCAGCGUCUUAUGAGAUUCUGAACUCUUUUGAUAUUAGCCAUCUGAGUGAUAUCAUUAUCUCUGAAACUAGACAACAUAAGAGAUGUUCUGUUUCCAUUGCCCACCAGCUCUGCAUCCUGCCGCGGCCCGACAGUUCGGGGUGGAUUUGUCAUACCAGCAUCAUCAUCAUCAUCCCUAUGCUGGUUAUGGGUUGGGAAGCGAUUUCCAGGAUGACAAUUUCGCUAGAAGAAAACAGAGAAGAAACAGAACAACUUUUACUCUUCAACAGCUAGAGGAAUUAGAAAAAGCAUUUGCACAAACCCAUUACCCAGAUGUUUUCACCAGAGAAGAUCUCGCAAUGCGGAUUAACCUUACAGAAGCCCGUGUUCAGGUGUGGUUUCAAAAUCGAAGAGCAAAGUGGAGAAAAAGCGAAAGGUUUUCACAACAACCGAAGUCGGGGACAUCUAUCCAAAAUGACGUCAAUGGGGACGAAAUGCUAUCAGAAGGUGAUGAUGCAAAAAUUGAGGAUGAGUUGGAAGUAGAAACCGUCACAAGCACCGAAUUGGCCUCUGAGGGUGAUUCUCAAGCCGCCAAACUUCUUGAUGUGAUUUCUCGAGAGAUUGAUAGACAUUCACCUGAACCUUGCUGUAGCAAGCCAGAGGACAAUACUUCCACAGUUCAAGAAACAUCAUCAGAGUCUGAAAUACCCGCCUAUGAUAAAAAUGAGGACGAGCCUCAGAAACGGGUGGAAAAGACAGAGGAAACUGAUGGAUCUGAUAGUGUAACUGUAACUAGUGAUGCCAAUGAUUGUAUGACUGCUACAAGUGACAUCAAGGAAGAGGGCAAUGACGAUGCUCUAACUAUCCCAAAGACUACCCAAUCAUCUGGCAGAAUCCCGAGUUCGUUACCCAGCAUAUUUUCUGGAAUGCAAAACAUGUGCUCAUCGUCAUCACUAUUGAUGAGUAUGGCCAACCAAUCACAAGACAAUAUGUUAUUACAGAAACAACAGUUUAUGCAGCCGUCUUUCGUGCAGACACUUCUUGCUCUCAACAAUAAUGUAGUGAACAGACAGUCGAUGUUGCCCUUCAUGGAGGGAUCUGCCUACAAGAAUUAUCUAGAGAAUUAUCUCAAUACGCCAAGACAUUAUCUACCCCCAGUUCCACACCCUGCUUUCAAAGGAUGUUUGCCAUUUUGCGGUUGCUGCUCUCGGCCCGGAUGUCCUCCUAUGAUGAUUUCCUCUGACCAGAGAACAUCUAGUGUUGCAGAACUGCGGAGACGUGCGCGCGAGCAUUCGGAAUCCAUUACAUCUACUUCAUCUCUACAAGAACAAAUGAAUCCUAGAUCAUGUCCAUAGUUUCUAAAACUCAAAUCUAAUAUUCCUAUAUCCUCGAAACUGAUGGUGAAAAGACUCAUUCUAUUCACAAACGAUACAUUAUGGAUUGUUUUUUUUUUUUUAUCGCUUUCCAUGCAUUUAUAUUUCUAAUAUUGUGCAAUAUUGAAUACAUGUAUAUUGUUUGUUAUACUUAUUAAACCGCUUGAUUUAUCA